AUGAUGCAGGACUUGUUCUCGGUCCCUUCGUGUUUCUCGGCGGGCGAGAAGCUGCCGGACGUCCCGGCGUCCGCGGCGGCCACCAGGUCCGGGCAGAGCGCGGCGACGCUGGUUUACCGCGCGGGGAUCGCCGGACAGGACCGCUUGGUGACGGUCACGUGGUGCAGGAACCUGCUCACCCACGGCCUGUCCGUGUCGAUCGAAGGGUCGGAGGGCGGCGGCAAGGACAAGAGCGGGAGCAGCGGCAGCAGCAGCAGCAGGGACAGGGAGUGGGGCGACGCCGACGGUGGCGGCGGCGCGUCCUCCAAGCAGGGCUGCAGCACCGCCUGCAAGGUGGAGAUGCAGCCGUGGCACUUCUGGCGCAAGUACGGCGCCAAGCAGUUCCACGUCGACGGCAGGGCCGUCGACGUGGUCUGGGACCUCCGGAGCGCGAGGUACUCCGACGAGCCCGAGCCGAUGUCCGACUACUACGUCGCCGUGGUGUCGGACGACGAGGUCGUGCUCCUCCUCGGCAACCUCAAGAAGGAGGCGUUCCGGCGCACCGGGUCGCGGCCGUCGCUGCGGGACGCCGUCCUGGUGUGCAAGAAGGAGCACGUCUUCAGCAAGAAGCGGUUCCUCACCAAGGCCAGGUUCCACGACAGGGGCAAGCUGCACGACAUCAGCAUCGAGUGCAGCAGCAGCAACCUCAGCGGCGCCGGCGUCGGCGUCGACGUCGACAUGGUCAUCAAGAUCGACGGCUCCGUCAACGUCCUCGUCAGGCACCUGCAGUGGAAGUUCAGAGGCAACGAGUGCAUCUCCAUCAACCACCUCAAGGUGCAGGUGUACUGGGACGCGCACGACUGGCUCUUUGGCACGGGGAUGAGGAACGCACUGUUCAUCUUCAAGCCCGAGCCGCCGUCCACCACCGCUGUGGACCUCCACACUGAUGAGUACUCUGAUUUCUGCCUGUUUCUGUACGCAUGGAAACUUGAGUGA
This is a messenger RNA of Miscanthus lutarioriparius, 975 nucleotides long. The record is from the annotation of a GenBank genome assembly. NCBI's taxonomy places the organism in Eukaryota, Viridiplantae, Streptophyta, Magnoliopsida, Poales, Poaceae.